AUGGGAGACCGAAGAGGCCAGCGUGCUCCGCAGGUGAAGAACAAGUCGGCGGCCGAGAUCCAGAUCACUGCCGAGCAGAUCAUUCGCGAGGCGCAGGAGCGGCAGGAGGAAGAAAUCCAGCCGCCCAAGCAGAAGAUCACCGAUAAGGAGGAAUUGGACGAGUAUCGAUUGCGGAAGCGUAAGGAAUUCGAGGAUCAGAUUCGCAGGCAGCGCGGCCUCAUCACAAAUUGGCUCAAGUAUGCCGCCUGGGAGGACAGCCAGGGCGAGAUGGAGCGGGCGCGCAACGUCUACGAGCGCGCGCUCGAUGUGGAGUACCGCAAUGUCACCAUCUGGCUCAAGUACGCCGAGAUGGAGAUGAAGCACAAGAACGUCAACCUCGCCCGCAACCUGUGGGAUCGCGCGGUCACGCUCCUCCCGCGCGUCAGCCAGUUCUGGUACAAGUACAUCUACAUGGAGGACAUCCUGGGCAACUACGCCAAUGCGCGACAGAUCUUCGAGCGAUGGAUGGAGUGGCAGCCCGACGAGCAGGCCUGGAACUCCUACGUCAAGUUCGAGAUGCGGCAACGGCGAGGUGGAGCGCGCGCGGUCGGUCUACCAACGAGCAACCCGACCGUCAAGACCUGGGUCCGCUGGGCGCGCUUCGAGGAGAAGCUGGGCGAGGUGGCGCGGUCGCGCGAGGUCUACGAGAAGGCCAUCGACUACCUGGGCGACCUGGCCAACGACGAGCUGCUCUUCAUCGCCUUUGCCGAGUUCGAGGAGCGCGCGCGCGAGUACGACCGCGCGCGCGCGAUCUACAAGUACGCGCUCGACCACAUCCCGAAGGCGCGGGCCGACGACCUCUACCGCAUGUUCAUCACGUUUGAGAAGCAGCACGGCCAGCGCAGCGACAUCGAGGACGUCAUCGUCGGCAAGCGCCGCUUCCAGUACGAGGAGGAGCUCAAGACCAACACCCACAACUACGACAUCUGGUUCGACUACGUGCGCCUCGAGGAGAUCAACUCGCCGGCCGAGCGCGUGCGCGACAUCUACGAGCGGGCCAUCGCCAACGUGCCCCCGGCCGCCGACAAGCGCUUCUGGCGGCGCUACAUCUACCUGUGGAUCAACUACGCGCUCUACGAGGAGCUCCAGGCCAACGACGCCGGGCGCGCGCGCGAGGUCUACAAGCAGCUGCUGCGCAUCAUCCCCCACCAGAGCUUCUCCUUCAGCAAGGCCUGGACCAUGGCCGCCCAGUUCGAGAUCCGACAGCUCGACCUGGCCGGCGCGCGGUCGGUGCUCGGGCACGGCAUCGGCAUGGCCCCGAAGGAGAAGGUGUUCAAGUUCUACAUCCAGCUCGAGCUCCAGCUGGGCAACGUCGACCGCUGCCGGCGCCUGUACGAGGCCUACGUCGAGCGACACCCCGACAAGUGCUCGGCGUGGACCUCCUACGCCGAGCUCGAGCGCCAGCUGGGCGAGGUCGAGCGCGCGCGCGCCAUCUACGACCUCGCCGUCGAGCAGCCGCUGCUCGACAUGCCCGAGGUGCUGUGGAAGGCCUACAUCGACUUUGAGAUCGAGCAGGAGGAGGCCGAGCGCACCGAGCUCCUCUACCGGCGCCUCCUCGAGCGCACCAAGCACGUCAAGGUCUGGAUCUCCUACGCCCAGUUCCUCGCCACCAUCGCCGGCCGCGCCGACGACGCCCGCACCACCUACGAGGACGCCUACAAGUACCUCAAGAACGCCGGCCUCAAGGAGGAGCGCGUCCUGCUGGUCCAGAGCUGGAAGCAGUUCGAGGAGCAGGCCGCCGACGAGAAGGGCCUCGCCCGCGUCAACGCCCUCCUCCCCAAGCGCAUCAAGAAGCGGCGCCCGAUCAAGACCGACGACGGCACCGCCGCCGGCUGGGAGGAGUACUACGACUACAUCUUCCCCGACGAGCAGGCCGCCCUCCCCAACCUCCGCAUUCUCCAGAAGGCCCACCAAUGGAAGGCCGCCGAGUCCUCUUCCUGA
Acanthamoeba castellanii str. Neff is the source of this 1980-nucleotide messenger RNA. RefSeq names its product cell cycle control protein. Gene Ontology annotation, molecular function: protein binding. Gene Ontology annotation, cellular component: U2-type catalytic step 2 spliceosome; Prp19 complex; post-mRNA release spliceosomal complex. Bases 1 to 1980 code for a protein of 659 amino acids. The record is from RefSeq and is a predicted model, not a curated record. Lineage: Eukaryota; Discosea; Longamoebia; Acanthamoebidae. Gene Ontology annotation, biological process: mRNA splicing, via spliceosome; spliceosomal complex assembly. The transcript has 3 exons.